GGGCGCGUGGCUUGUGGGCUGCGUCCGGGUAACUGCAAACAUGAGCGUCACUAGUCUCCUUUUGGCGGGAGGUAGGGCUCCCGGGCUGCUGGUGAAGUGGAGAUGUUUCCCAGUUCCGCUAGAGUCAUCCUUGUUCCAUGCUCUUCCUAAUUCCUGCUGCCGGAGAAAAUCCACUUCUCCAGAAAUUACACCAAAUGCUGAUGCUUGUGAUGAAAAGACAAAAGCACCUGGAAAAGCACUUGACCAGCUCUUCUCUUCAGAACAGCAAACUUCCAUCUUGCAUGUACUGAAUACAGCAUCUAAUAAAGAACUUGAAGCUUUCAGGCUGCUUCGUGGAAGAAAGUCUACCAACAUUGUAGCACACAGAGAAAAGUUUGGGCCAUUUCAGAAUUUGGAGAGUUUAAUGAAUGUGCCUUUGUUCCAGUAUAAAACUACCGUUCAAGUGUGUAACUCCAUUCUUUGUCCAGGGACUAGAGGAAAGAAAAAACAGUCACAGGAAAACCGACUCUUGAAAAAGCUCAUCAAGCCUGAGAUAGAAUUAGAAAGACUUAAGGCAAUCAAUAGUAUUGUAUCCAUUGUUUUUGGUACUCGAAAAAUUGCCUGGGCUCACCUUGAUCGGAAAUUAUCAGUUUUGGACUGGCAGCAAAAUGAAUGUUGCCGACUGGUUAAAGGAACAUACCCUACAUCGAACUACUUUGAAAAGAUUUCUUCCAUCAUUACAAAGAUGCCUAGAGCGGACUUUUAUAUUCUGGAAAAAAUCGGAAUUUCCAUUCAGAACUCAACACUGUUCCCUAUCUUAUUACACUUUCAUAUCAUGGAAGCCAUGCUGUACGCCUUAUUAAACAAGACUUUUGCGCAGGACGGCCAGCAGCAAGUGCUGAGCAUGAACCGGAAUGCAGUGGGGAAGCACUUUGAACUGAUGGUGGGUGACACCCGAACCAGCGGGAAAGAAAUAGUGAAAAAGUUCCUCUCGGAGUCUGUGCUGAGCGCAGAGCCCCGGGUGUCCUUCCCCUCAGACAAGAUCGUGCGCUACAGACAGCUGUUCUCAUCUACUGAGCACAACCGAGUGGAAGAGGUGUAUGAUUCACUCUUACAAGCAGUUGCCUUUUUUGAAUUGGUAGUUUUUGACGCUGAACCUUAAAAUAUUCUGAAGUUAACGUAUUAUUACCUGGUUUAAUGUUGUAUUACAUCACUUUUUAUUUGUGAAUCCUGCAGUUAAGAAUCCCGGCCAGGGAUGGAGCUCAGAAAUGGAGCACGUGUAUUUCAUGCAUCAGGCUCCAGGUUCAAUCUCUGGCACUGCUGAAGUGAAAUAGUCAUAGAGUCAAGUUCUGAGUGAGUGGAGAAAGCAUGCAAAAAUGGUUUCUUUGCUUUUUGGGUCACACAUGGUGAUGCCUAGGGGUUACUCCUGGCUCUGCACUCAGGAAUCACUCCUGGCAGUGUUUGGGGGACCAGAUGGGAUGCCAGGUAUCAAACCCGGGUCAGCCACAUGCAAAGAAAAUGCCCUAUCUGCUGUACUAUUGUUCUGGCCCUGCUGAAAUGUUAAUGCUUAACACUUAAACGCUUCAAGUCAGACUUCCGGCUGUUGACAGUGGGCAGGGUGUUUGCCUUGCAUAAGGACAAUCCAGCAUCAAUCCCUGCAUCUCAUAUGGUUCCCUGAGCACCGCUAGAGGUGAUUCUUGAGUGCAGAGCAAGGGGUACCUUAGAGUACUGCCAGGUGUGGGCCAA
Sorex fumeus (smoky shrew) is the source of this 1725-nucleotide messenger RNA. It is a transcript of the gene TEFM, whose product is annotated as transcription elongation factor, mitochondrial. Gene Ontology annotation, cellular component: mitochondrial nucleoid. Bases 41 to 1141 code for a protein of 366 amino acids. NCBI's taxonomy places the organism in Eukaryota, Metazoa, Chordata, Mammalia, Eulipotyphla, Soricidae. Gene Ontology annotation, biological process: mitochondrial transcription; transcription elongation by mitochondrial RNA polymerase. The record is from RefSeq and is a predicted model, not a curated record. Gene Ontology annotation, molecular function: DNA polymerase processivity factor activity; nucleic acid binding. The transcript is spliced from 4 exons.